AUGGACGCGCACAAAAACCGGCUGCUGGACCUGUCGGCAAGCUGGCUACAAGGUUAUGGCCCAAGGAUUGUGUGGAGAGAUACCGCAACGCCCGAAUCUGGUGGACGAGGCAAGAAGCGUAAGAAGACCCUCAAAGCCUCUCCGGCCGCGAAAGAACGGGCCUAUUCCGCCACGCCAUCUCAGUGCAGCACAGCAUCGAUCACUGGUUCUUCGACCUCCGAGGGUUGCCUUGAGGUAAUUCCGAGACGAGUGUCCAAUAUCCCACAAGACAUGCAACUUGAAGACUAUAAGUACUUGUAUCAUUGGACCACAAUCUUGUCUCCAUUGCUAUCUGUCACAUCCCAUGUUGAAUACAAUCCGUUUCAACAGUACCUGACUCCUAUGGCAUUCAUGGCUGGUCCGCUGCGCUAUACUAUUCUUUUCUGCGCCGCGAAACACCUCUCUGCUCUUGCCGGGCAGCUAGGGCAAGAGAAGCACAUCCUAUACUAUCAGAGCCUUGCCCUUCGCCAUUUAAAUCAAGCACUCAGCAGUCAGAACGAAGCAGUCUCGGAUUGCACUCUCGCAUCGGUAUUGAUGAUGCAGUUGAGCCAGCUGUUUGCCUCAGACCAGGAGCCGCGAGCAGAUCACCUGGCGGGCGCAACAUGCAUAAUCAGGAAGAGGCGCGAGGUGCCAGCUCGAUCGAACUCGUGCGGACGCUUUCUUGAAAGCCUCUUCAGAUAUCACGAUGUCAUGUCCUCCAUCACUCGAGGCGACCGCCCGCUCCUUGACCACAAUGAUGCACCAGCUGCAGACUCGGAUGCAUUUCUAGGGAAUAUCGGCACCCUGCUAGAAAUCAUAUCACAGAUAAGCACGCUUCAACCACGGAAACACCUCACGAGCCAAACUCCGGCCAAUGGUGUUGAGGAAACAUCGGUUGACUCGGCCAUCCUUGCCACUGGCUCGUCGCUAGAAGCUGAACUGAGGCAUUGGACUGCACCCUCGGGCGAUCCGGACUGGCUCAAUACAGCCGAGGCUUUUCGUCAUGCUGCCUUCAUCUACCUUUACCGUGUUAUCUACAACAUUGGCGCUCCUCAUCCCCUCACGUUACAGCACGUCAGAUGCUGCAUUGAAGCCUUGAGAGGCGUAUCAACAACGUCGCCAUUAAUGUCAGUCCACGCCUGGCCGAUCUUUACGGCCGGCUGCGAGUCGGUAAGCCCCUCCGAUAGGGAUUUCUGUGCUCGGCGACUGCAAGACAUGUUCCAUAUACGAAAAUUGUUUUCGCUGCUACGAGUAAAACGAGCAAUGGCAGAAGUCUGGUCUCGAAAAGAUCAAGAAGCUCUCCAUGGUGCAGAUAAGGUCUGCAAAAUCGACUGCAUUGACGUCUUGAAGCAAAGAGGUAGAGAGUUAGAGCUUGGCUAG
This is a messenger RNA of Exophiala xenobiotica, 1398 nucleotides long. RefSeq lists its product as uncharacterized. Lineage: Eukaryota; Fungi; Ascomycota; Eurotiomycetes; Chaetothyriales; Herpotrichiellaceae. Gene Ontology annotation, cellular component: nucleus. Bases 1 to 1398 code for a protein of 465 amino acids. Gene Ontology annotation, molecular function: DNA-binding transcription factor activity; transcription cis-regulatory region binding. Gene Ontology annotation, biological process: positive regulation of transcription by RNA polymerase II. The transcript has 2 exons. The record is from RefSeq and is a predicted model, not a curated record.